GCUUCAGUUUGAUUCAGAAUUAUGUUGAAAGUCUUUCAUUUUGAUUUCCUGUAAUUUCCUGUAAUUCAAUAGUAGAAGGUAAAAAUAUUUGUUGGAGGAAGGAGCAGCGAAACAUUAGAUGAACUGCAGUCACAGGAAGUGCAGUCCUGAGUGAGUGAGCCAAAGCAGAUGUAACAGUUCACUAGACAUUCAGCGUAAGUCUGCCUUCUUCAAGCUGGUUUUUCUUUCUUUUUAAAAGAGUAAACAAGAUUGAAUAAGAUCGAGAGGGCAGACUUUCGAUAAUGGCAUAAUUACUUGUGUUUUACUGUAACUUUGUUUUCUGUUAGGGGGUCUGCUCUGGUUUUAAAAUUGUUCAUUUGGGUCAAGUAUCCAAACAGAACCACUGGCCCCUUCUGACUUAAAGCUGAGAUGAGCCUGGAGAGGAAUGUAGGUUGUCACCAGAGCUAUUUUGGCAAUGUCCAGUCGCUAAUGAUUGUGAUCACAGCGGAGUGCGCAGCAGUUGCUUUACUUGCUUCUUUUUCCUACCAGCAAGUGUGAUCAUGCUGCUCUUACAGGCGCUGCAGGGAUUAGGGAGUUAAACAAAUGGCGCGUCGGCUCCGCUUGCAUUUCGCGUCAAGGAGAAGCAACACGGACCCCCUGUCACAAAGCCCGAGCAGCCACGAUGAGGAGAGCGGAGUUGGUGCGUCUGUACGUAGUCCCACACAGAGUCUGGCGCACAGUUCUGUCCACUUGAAGGUGACUCCUCUGUCACCAGACUUUGCCAACAGUCAAUACUCUUCAGUUUUCAUACCGAGAGUUAACACUGGAGGGUGUAAUACGAAGAGCGUUCUACAAAUCUCACUGCAGCCCUGUGGACAGCUCAGUGGAGAGCAGGAUGGCAGCAUAGAGGAUGGAGACCCUGGGGUUAAUGAAGGCGGCGGAGGGUCGUGCCACAGCAGCAUGGCAAGUGAUGCUGGUUACUGCAGCAGCAACAGCAUCUUUGAACCGGAGCCUCCAGAAAAGCACAAGACCAACCACGAGAGAACUCGACUCUCCUGGAGAACCAGAGUCCCACUGCGGAGGUGCUCGUCUUUGGUUAUAUUUCCAAAAAGCCCCUGCAGCACUCCACCUGCCUCCCCAGUGAGUUCAGGAGCUUUGCCACCUCUCCUGCCAGCAAGAGGAUCUAGUCAUUCAACUCCUCAGUCAUCUACCAAUACAUUUUCACAAGACGACGAGGAAGUAAGUUACAAAGGGUCCACCACAGCUGCAGUCAGUUGCCAAAGUCAGCCAAGAGGAAACUGUUCAGCAGCUGAGGACUCGAAACACACGGUGCACUUUAAUCUGCCUGUACAGGAUAAACAGCAGUCCAAAGCUGAGAGCAGGAAUGCAGGGGCAGAAGUUUCAUCAGCUCCAGACAGGUCUAAUCGUCACUCAAGUAGUUUGCUGCUGCAUUUUACCCCCCACAGUCCACAGGGCUCGACAAAGGCAGCUCUCAGUAAGGAUGCAAAUGUGGAAUAUCCAGAGGCUCAUCACCCUACUAAUCGUGCUGAGCAUGUACAUGAUGGGAAAAAAAAACUGUAUCGCAGUACCUCUGCUUGUUUGUUUCCUUCUACAAAACCAUCGCCCAAAAGGAAGCCUUGUUUAACGGGGAAUGGCCAAGACUGGUCUGAGGAUGGUCGCUGUCACCGUGCCGUGCAAAGGAGUUUUUCCCUCGAGGUGCCGUACCCUAACACCGAAAUUUCAUGUCACGUUUCAAAACCGAAGCUCAGCAGCUCUUAUUCUCCCCAUGUGCAUAUUCAUUUGUCGCCCUGUUGCCCCACAAAGUUGCCCAACUCUACCAAUGAUGUAAACACAAGCCAUAAAUGGAAUAAUGAAACAAAGAGUUCAGGUCAGAGCACCAAGACACGUGAUGACUUCCUGGGACAAGUGGAUAUUCCUUUAAAUCAGAUACCGACAGAAAAUCCUAGUUCAGAAAGGCCAUACACAUUCAAGGAUUUUCUGCUCCACCCUCGAAGUCAUAAAUCAAGAGUCAAAGGAUAUCUGCGUCUCAGAAUGACCUACCUGCCAAACGACUCAGGGGAGGAAGCAGCUGACCAGACUGAAAACAAUGAUCAACCUGACUGGGAGUUUCUGGAGGGCCAAGACAUGUCGGGUCCACGACAAAGUCAGCUACAGCUUCCUUUGCCCCCAGGCUGGGAGGAGCGACAGGACAAUUUGGGAAGAAUUUACUAUGUCAACCAUGAAACCAGAACCACACAGUGGCAGCGACCCACAAUACAAGAAAGCCAACGCAGACUGAGCCUCUAUGCAGAUGGGGCACAUACCUACAUAACACGUAGGCAGAUCUCUGAGCCUGAUGAAAGUGCCCCCCAAGAGCCCUCUGAGAGCUGGGAGAUCCUUGGAGCAGAUGAAAUCCAAGCAGGAAGACGCAACAGUUACCGGCUCAGAUCCCCAUCACCCCAGGAACCGGCAGAAUUCCACUCCUUCUGCGAUGAGCUCGGAAACAUUCAUCUUUCACGAUCCCCUACUCAAAAUCACUGCAUGUCUCAGAUGAAUCACUUAAGUACCUCAAGACAUUCCAGCAUCAGUGAUUUUCAAUCUUCAACUGACGAGGAACAGCCAGUUAAUCCUGUGUUGCUUCCAACCUCAACCGGGUUGCCUCCAGGUUGGGAAGAGAAGAGGGACAGUAAAGGCAGACGCUACUAUGUCAACCACAACACCCGAACAACUUCAUGGUCCAGACCUGUUGUUCAGAGACCCUCAGACGCAGCAGGGCCAGCAUCAUUAGCACCAACAUCAGCAUCAUUAGCACCACCAGCACCGGCAUCAUUAGCACCAACAACACUGGCAUCAUUUGCAGCAACAUCACCAACAUCACCAUCUGCAGCGCCGAAGGUACCAUCUGAGAGUGGAGCCCCCCUGUCCCGCAGCCCCACAAUCUCAAUACAGCCCACAACGCCAGAGGAGCCAGUUCCACAUGGGGCUAGCGCUAAUGCUGCAUUUGAAUCUGCCUCGUUGCCUUCGGGCUGGGAGGUUCGCCACGCUAGCAACGGAAGGCUGUUUUUCAUUGAUCAUAACACAAAGACAACUACAUGGGAAGAUCCCAGAUUCCAGGUGAGGAGGAAACCCUCGCUUGACCCAUCUGAUCUCGGCCCUCUACCACCUGGCUGGGAGGAAAGGGUCCACUCAGAUGGGAGAAUCUUUUACAUAGAUCACGACAACAAGACCACACAGUGGGACGAUCCCAGGUUACAGAGUUCAUCUUUUACUGGACCAGCAGUGCCUUAUUCUCGAGAUUACAAACAAAAGUAUGACUACUUUCGAAAGAAGCUUAAGAAGCCGGCUGACAUCCCCAACCGCUUUGAGCUGAAGGUGAAACGAAACGAAGUGCUGGAGGAUUCCUAUCGACGUAUUGUGUCAGUGAAGACACCAGACCUGCUGAAGGCUCGACUCUGGAUAGAGUUUGUUGGAGAAAAGGGGCUCGACUAUGGUGGCGUGGCCAGAGAGUGGUUUUACCUCAUAUCUAAGGAGAUGUUCAACCCAUACUAUGGACUGUUUGAGUAUUCUGCCACGGACAACUACACGCUGCAGAUAAACCCAAACUCAGGUUUAUGUAAUGAAGACCACCUGUCCUACUUCAAAUUCAUUGGUCGUGUAGCUGGCAUGGCUGUGUUUCAUGGUAAACUUCUGGAUGCUUUUUUCAUUCGGCCUUUCUACAAAAUGGUGCUGCAGAAACCAAUCAUCCUGCAAGACUUGGAGUCUGUUGACAGUGAAUAUUUUAACUCCCUUAAGUGGAUUUUGGAAAAUGACCCAGAAGACUUGGACAUGAGGUUCACCAUCGAUGAAGAGCGCUUUGGAGAGACCCACCAACAUGAACUGAAGCCCGGUGGUGCUGACAUUGUUAUCACAAAUGAAAACAAGAAGGAAUAUAUUGACAUGGUGAUGCAGUGGAGAUUUGUGCACAGAGUGCAGAAGCAGAUGGCAGCUUUCAAAGAAGGAUUUUUCGAACUGGUACCAGAGGAUCUGAUUAAGAUCUUUGAUGAGAAUGAGCUUGAGUUGCUCAUGUGUGGUCUAGGAGACGUGGAUGUAAAUGACUGGAAAAAGCACACUAAAUACAAGAAUGGCUACUGUGCUGAGCACGCGGUUAUCGUCUGGUUCUGGAAAACGGUGCUGCUGAUGGAUGCAGAAAAGCGCAUUCGACUCUUGCAGUUUGUGACUGGAACAUCCCGGGUUCCCAUGAAUGGCUUUGCUGAACUCUAUGGGUCCAAUGGACCACAGCUGUUCACCAUCGAACAGUGGGGCACAAGGGACAAGUUACCGAGAGCUCACACAUGCUUCAACAGGCUGGACCUUCCUCCUUAUAAAUCUUUCGAGGAACUGAGGGAGAAGCUCGCCAUCGCCAUUGAAAAUACGCAAGGCUUUGAUGGGGUGGAUUAACACGCAUGCGGAGAGAUUACAUUAAAGCCAUCGCACUAAAGUGGGCAGUGUGACACUUGAAGGAAAGUCACACAACCUUCACUUCAGUUUUCUUCACAUAACACACGAGGAAAAGCUACAGAGACGGAGGUAUUUUGAUCUCAAACCACAUUAUCUAAAGUUUACAAAUCAGGUUUCUUGUUUUUUAAUUUUGAAUGCAAGUCGCUUAAAGGUGUAUUUAAUCUUAUGUUUGCUGCUGAAAUGCUUAGCUAUUUAAAAAAAAAAUCUGAUUCUAUGAAUUGAUGCCAAAAUAAUAACUGUGAAUAAAAGCUUUACAGAUUAUGUGAGUAAAAUCACUUUACGCUAAAUGAUGGUAAUUUGCAACAAACCAUGUAAUCGAGGACGCACUUAUUUUAGCAUCACCUUGAAUGGAAUAAAACACUGAAGAAUAUUUUUAUGGCAAGAAAUGUAGGUAUUAGGGGGGUUAAAUAGAUUGAUUUGGUGUUGUUUUUUUUAUUUUGUUCGAUACCUUUAGGGUGCUUAUCUCGCCGUCCUAGUAAUCCUUUCCUUUUUACUACUGAAAUACAUGUUAGGAGAUGAAAAUAAACUGUUUAAUACCCUAUGAGUUCUUGCAAACUGAAGAAUAGUCUAUACACUCAUUGAACUUAAAAAGGUCACUCCCACAAUUAGGUUUCAAUUUUUUUGAACAAGCAGUUGCUCAGUCCAGCUGUUUAUUUUAGUGAGCGGUCAUGUAAACAUCUCCCAUUGUGAUACAUUUAUGAAAACCUUUAUUUUUUUUUUAGAUCUUUUUUAAACGCAAGUACUGAUAUGUAGUCACUUUGCUAUAAUUUCAUGUAAACUUCUCUGAAAAAGUGAUGGACAGACAGACAUGGCACAAUGUGUAAGUUUACAUAUCACAUUCAGCUGAGUAGCUCGUGGUUUAAAUAUCAAAUAAGGCAUUUUUGUAAAAUAUAUAAAUAUUGAUUUUUUUUUUGGCACAGUAAUAAUCAUGCCAGAAAACAUAGGGGUCACUAA
Molecule: messenger RNA, 5430 nt
Organism: Oryzias latipes (Japanese medaka)
Lineage: Eukaryota; Metazoa; Chordata; Actinopteri; Beloniformes; Adrianichthyidae
Gene: nedd4a
Product: NEDD4 E3 ubiquitin protein ligase a
Biological process (GO): receptor internalization; neuromuscular junction development; ubiquitin-dependent protein catabolic process
Cellular component (GO): cytoplasm
Molecular function (GO): sodium channel inhibitor activity; protein binding; ubiquitin protein ligase activity
Source: RefSeq, a predicted model, not a curated record